GAGACAAGGAGUUACGGACAUCCAGGCAGCUUUUUCUGGGCAGCACGAGCCCGGAAAAGGACACACGUUAACAAAGGAUUAACCCUUAAAAGCAAUAGCCUGUUGCAUAUUCAUACACUUCAUACAUGAUGCAUAAAUUCCAUUCAAACACAGGAUUCUGUCUGGUCAUCGUCAACUUCUUCCUCUGAAUCCUAACAGCGCCUUCAAGGCAGGAAGAAGUUCGUUUCUUCUGCUAAGAGGGCAAUAAAUUCCCUUUCUCUGAAAGAUUUAGGUGUCCUGUGCCUGCUAUCUUGCUGCGAGUCCUUUCUUUAAAAAAAAAAAAAAAAUAUCCAAAAUAGCAUAGUUUCUAUUUUAACAUUUUUUAUAACCUAAAACUAUAUUUAGCACACUACUUAAGAGAAUUAACACAGCAUUACUUUCUAAGACAACGCAUAUAAUAUUCAUUUUAAUAUUUGUGAAAAGCCAAUCAUAAAAUACGCAUCUUUCACAAUGGCUAAGGUGUCCCACAUGCAUCAAGCCCCAGCACACAGAGGAGGGCUAACCCCACCACAAAGACUGCUGGUAGGACUAACAGCUCCAGAUCGGCCCAGGAGGACUACAGGCAGGAGAGUUGUGUCCCUUCCAUGACUGGAGGUGUCCGUGGCUCCCUGAAGCAGCAGGCACCUUGGCACCUUGCUCUGUGCCUGCGUAAAGCGGCUGCGGGCAGGGAGCUGCGGCCACGCCGUGUCUGGGAAGCACUGGGACGGAGGGAGGGAGGGAACCGUGUCCAAAGGGCAGGAAGGGCAGUGCUGAGGUACUGACAUCCGUGCUGGGACGGUCAGUCACCUCUAAAGAAGUGUCCAAACAAAACUAAACAGAUUAAUCAAAGCCCUCACGGACACCCAAGCUACUCUAACAGCACGGCAAUCUGGGUGAGCUUAGCCCGGUCAAGUUUUCGCGCUGGUUAGCACAGCAGGGAGAAGGAAAGGAAACGCAAGCCCGAGCCUGGCGCAGGUUGUGGAGCUGGGCUUGGCUUGUUUUCUUGGUCAGAGGCAGCUGACUCCGUAUCGGGAAACAGCACUGCCCAGAACCGAAAGAGAAAGCAGAGAUAGCGAUCUUCACGUCACAAAAACAGGCUGGGGACAGCCCGCAGCCAGCGCAGCUCCGCCAGCAGCCGCAGAACCGCUUGUGUCCUAUCCCGGCACCACAGCCCUCUGCAGCGUGUUCCAGCUCCGCUCCCACCCACAUGGGCAGCCCAUUGAGAAAAAUGGGCAUCCUCCAUGUGAGCUUCCAGUCUCUCCAGAAGCCUUUUGAGAAGAAGCUCUCCAAGGGAGGCUACAAGAAGUGAAGGAAAAGAGAUCAGGGGAAGUGGACAGUGUGAAGCAGAAGCCUGCAGGACGGCACUGGAGGACAGUACACAUUCCGGGGAGAGGAGCAGAGUCAGCUUUGCCAACCAGGCCGAGAGAGGAGCAAGGUGGAUGGCAAUCACAGGCAUCCCCACAGCAGCUCUUACCAUGGUAGCAAGAAAGCAUGCAGGCACCAGGAUGGGUGUGCUGCCACAGUGGUGUGCCAAGAACCUGCUGCCCGUGCUGGCUUUGCUGGAGGCUGUUGGGACCCUGGCCCUGAUGUGCUACGCUCUGCUGUACGAGGCCGGGAACCUGGUGAACCUCCCUGACAAACUCAUUGGCUUCUACAACUUCUGCCUGUGGAAUGGUACAGCUGGGCAGCUGCAGUGCCUGGACAACCAGCAUCUGCAGGCCAUGGGCAUCAGUCCACUGCAACUGGGACUAGCCAGGGUUUGUGUGUAUACCUGCCUGGUCUUCAUCCUCUUCCACAUCCCUUUUGUUUUAAAUGUGAAUUCCACAUUUAAAGGGCAGGGAGAAGGAUGGAAGAUGAUUCGCAUCAUACUUUUCAUCAAGAUGAUAAUCCUGUCUGGAGGCCUGGGUAUGUUUCUUUUGCAAACCUCACACUGGAUUCAUCCCUCUGAUUUCACUGGAGGCUUCCUGGCACUGCUUGGGACUCAGGCUCUGCUACUGCUCCAGAUUCUCACUGUCACUGUGCACCUCAGCUGGGCCAAGCGCACACAUAUGUGUGAAAAGCUCUUAUCUGAGGAGGCCCUGCUAACUAAGAUUUGACAGUGAAGAAGAUACAAGAGCUAUUGGUAACACGAUUUAAAAUUGUAAUCCAUAUACAGCUUUACUCCCUAGCAAAAAUCUGAUUCCCAGUCCAAAGGCUCGUGUCCAGCCAUGCUCUGGCAUAUUGCUGUGUGCAGCAUUCCUGCAUCAACCUGGCAGCAGUCAACAGCCACAGCACAGAAGCUUCCCAGGUACAACAGCAUGUAACACUCCUCAGUUUGGGGCACAGCAUCAGUGACAGCACUUCUGGCCCCAAAGAGCAGUGAAGGUAGCAGAACCAGCUACCAGUGGGCACAGCUCUCUGUUCAUACCUAGUCUAAGUAAAAAAAGUUGCUAGCACCUCACAGUGUGUGAUUAAAUCUGUAAUUAACUAACAAAAUGCUUUUAAUACAUUUGACCCUACCACAUAAAAAAGGGAGUUUGAAAACAGGAUCUGUACUUUAUGUUUAACUAGGAACUAACAAAUGUUCAGGAAAAUGUAACCAAGUAGGUAAUUUCUUCAUAAGUAGACAGGAUACAUAUCACUUAAAAUAAACAGCCAAUCAACAACCAACCUUCAAGGCUGUGACCAUACUUCUGUAUCGUCCAUCUAGGACGAUACAGAAGUAACACCAGAAAGAAGCAGGCUUGUAGUUUGAAAACAAGAUAACAGACUGAGCAUGCACCAAGUAACCAUGCAAUAAAAGGACAAGUGAGGUAGACGAUUCAACGACCAGCAAAACCCCUACAGAGGGUAGUAAUAACCCCUACAAGACACUAGAUGGCAGAAAAGACUGAGACGGUUAACUCCAAUUCAUAUAAUCAUUUUUCAAAACCGGAGUUUUAUAUUAUUGAUUUUUCUGUGUAGUGAAUAUGUAACAGCUUUGUAAGUACAUGCUGCAUUAAUUCAUCCAGUGGCUGGGAGACUUUAUGUAAAUAAAGAAUGCCUGCUUAACAGUGAUAUUCUUUGCAGCUGAGUGAAUUUGCUUCAAGGGACAUGAGGGUCUGUUUUCUCUUGCUUCAGCCUUGGUGGGGAUGAGACUGGUGAUGCUGAUUUGACCGAUUCUUCAUUUCAAUACAUGCUCUCACAGCUGGCCUCAUGUGGUUUGUUUGUCCUUUUUUUUGAUUGGGAAGAGGAUACUGAGCCAUCUUCAUCCCUUCCCAGACCUCCAUGC
This is a messenger RNA of Melozone crissalis (California towhee), 3268 nucleotides long. RefSeq names its product transmembrane protein 140 (gene TMEM140). The transcript is spliced from 4 exons. NCBI's taxonomy places the organism in Eukaryota, Metazoa, Chordata, Aves, Passeriformes, Passerellidae. The record is from RefSeq and is a predicted model, not a curated record. Bases 1458 to 2114 code for a protein of 218 amino acids.